GUGACGUCUAGUCGUGCCGCUCAGCAGAGGCAGCAGGCAGGGGGAGGUAGUGGAGGAGACUCCUUCUCUCAGAGCCAUGGCAGUGCCUUCCACCUACCAGAUGCACACCAGACCACUACCGGUCACUACUACCCGAGUUCCACCCUGCCCACCCAGCGUGUGAGUUCCCCUCUAACCGGAGGAGUAGGUGGAGGGUCUGGUUCUCCCAGCAAGCUACAGCGCCUGGGUCCAGCAUCAGACAAACCAGGCUACGCUACCACACAGCGCCUACCUUCUUCCUCCUCAUCAUCCUCACCCAACAAACAGUCCCCCGCCAACCGACUCGCCAAGUCUUACAGCACCUCUGUUUCCGUGACGACGACAGGAGGCACCGGGUCUCCUCCGAACGCCAUAGCAUCAGUUGCCGGAGGAGGGGCUACCGCGUCAUCAUCCCCCCUGCACCAGAUGAGUUCGGGCAUAGGGAGCUACGCUACUCUGUCUCCUAAAAGACUGGCUGCUCACCACGCCUCCGACCAGUACAAGAUAUCACACGAGCUCUAUGCUACUGCUACGCUCCAGAGGCCCGACGAGGACAAAGGGGACCUUUCCAGCUACGUGGUCAAACUGAUAUCAGAGGAACUUGAAGUGGGUGAAUCACCAGAGGAUCUGGAACGAGGCCAUAGGAUUGGCGUGAAACAGAAGAACGCUAAAUACCUUUACAUGGGAAUCUUCAAGAUGUGGAACUAUCAGACCAAAGUCAACAUUCUGAAGGCACAGGGGGGAAAGGAGAUCAAAAUCCACGGCCAGUCCAUUCCAUUCGUCCAGGAMCUGUCUGACAGGCA
Messenger RNA from Salvelinus sp. IW2-2015, 821 nucleotides. NCBI's taxonomy places the organism in Eukaryota, Metazoa, Chordata, Actinopteri, Salmoniformes, Salmonidae. The record is from RefSeq and is a predicted model, not a curated record.